AUGCUCCAUUCCCGCCUCCGACCCCUCCCCCGCCGCAAUGCGGUCCCAAGCGCCCCGAGCGCCCCAACACCGGAUUUCGAGAACGAAGACAUCGCCGACGAAUCCCCAGAAGAUCUCUUCGGCACGUUCCUCCCCCAUCUCUUUCCCGACGACGCGCCCUCCUUCCACGGUGACCCGGGCCAGCAUCUCCUCUACAGCUCGCCCCGCUAUGGAGACCUAGACAUCAUGGUGCCCAGCUAUCCGAGCUCGGGCAAUCGCAAUGAUGAGAUCGGGGCCGGGCAACCCAAGGCCGAUGGGUCCGUGAACCAGGUCGAUGCGGGGCGGAAGCUCUUUGCGCAUUUCCUGUGGAGCGCGGCAAUGGUCGUGGCGGAGGGGGUUGAGAUGGCCGAUGAGCCGGGCUCGGAGGGCUCGGAGGCCAAGGAGAUCUGGGCCGUCGAGGGGGAAAGUGUACUAGAGCUGGGUGCUGGCGCCGCUCUACCGUCUGUCAUUUGUGCUUUGGCUAAGGCGUCAAAUGUUGCUGCGACGGAUCAUCCGUCCUCGCCUGCGCUUACGGGGGCAAUUACUCAUAACAUUGACCAUAAUCUGCCGAAGACUGUUCAGGGAUCUGUCUCGAUGCAUCCGCAUGAAUGGGGUGUGUUGGAUGAUUCGUUCUCGACGCAGAACAAGGGUGCCUUUUCCCGGAUUGUCGCGGCGGAUUGUUUCUGGAUGCGAUCUCAGCAUGAGAAUCUCGCGCGCACGAUGCAGUGGUUCCUUUCACCCGGUGGGAAAGUGUGGGUGGUUGCGGGAUUCCACACGGGUCGAACCAUUGUAGCCGGGUUCUUCGAGACGGCUCUGGAGAACGGCUUCAUCGUCGAGAGGAUCUUCGAGAGAGAUCUCGUUGAGAGACUCGAAGAUGGAGGAGAGAUUCGCCGGGACUGGGUUCCAGUCCGAGAGGGAGAAGGAGUCGAGAACCAGAAGAGAUGGUGUGUCAUUGCUGUGCUGAAGAGAAAGGGAGAGUAA
This is a messenger RNA of Penicillium olsonii, 999 nucleotides long. Lineage: Eukaryota; Fungi; Ascomycota; Eurotiomycetes; Eurotiales; Aspergillaceae. The record is from the annotation of a GenBank genome assembly.